Messenger RNA from Poecilia latipinna (sailfin molly), 4315 nucleotides. RefSeq names its product CAP-Gly domain-containing linker protein 1-like. NCBI's taxonomy places the organism in Eukaryota, Metazoa, Chordata, Actinopteri, Cyprinodontiformes, Poeciliidae. The transcript has 12 exons. The record is from RefSeq and is a predicted model, not a curated record. The coding region runs from base 39 to 3554 and encodes 1171 amino acids.
CGCGGCUUUUUGCUGAGCUUGACUCCUACGUUGACAAUAUGUCAAAAAAACUGGAUAAGCAGAGUCUUGAUCUGGAAAACAUGUUUAAGCAAAGUGAAGAUCAUAAAGCUGAGAGAGGCAAUCUGGAGAGGCGGCUUUCUGAGUUGCAAAAUAAACUUUCUGUCACUGAGAUUAGUUGCAAAGAGGUUUCAGUGCAGAAUGAAGAGCUCCUGGCAACUAAUGAUAAACUCUCAAAACUUCAAGAGGAACUACAGACCAGUACUAAGCAAUUAGAUGAAGAGAGGACUUCACUGAAGAAGGAACUGGAGAAUCUCAAACACCUGCUGCAGGAAGCAGAGGCCGAAAACAAAGAACUGCAUCGUGGUAAAGGUGAAUAUUUGACUCAAAUUAAGGAGCUUCAAAGAGAAAAUGCUGAGAUGAAUGACUCUGUCUUGAAGCAUCAGUUGGACGUCGAGCAAACCGAGUCUAAAAGGAAGCAGCUGCUUGAGGAUUAUCAAAAUGUUUGCAAAGAGAAGAGCCGGCUGGAAGAGGACCUCAAGGAAAAGGAGUCAAAAUUCACCUGUGAGAGACACGAUCUGAUAUUAGAGCGAGAUUCUGCAAAAAAUGCUCGGAAGUCUCUUGACGCUAAAAAUGCUGAGCUGCAGGAAAAAGUGAAGUCAUUGAAUUUGGAAAAAGAAGACCUUAAGAUGAAGACUGUGCAGCUCCAGUCUCGGGUAGAAACCCUGACAAAUGAGAAAGCCGAGUUGUCGUCUGAAGUCGGCGCUGCUGCUCUGGAGAAAAAGAACCAAGAGACGGAGAAGGAGGAGCUCCAAAACAAACUCGGCCAAACCAAGAAAGACUUGGAGAGUCAAAUUCGUGAAUGUGAAGAGCUGAAAGCCUCUAAAGCCAGCUUGGCCCAGAUGCUUGAAGAGUUCAAGACAAACAGUCAAGUGACAGAUUCUGAAAGGCUCACCCUAUUGCAGGAAAAAGAAGACCUGCUUGCAUCCCAGAGGAAGGUGUCUAGUGAGAAAGACAACCUUUUCAGAGAGCUGCAAGAGCUCAAGGAGAAGCUCCAUGUCCUGACGGAACAGUUGUCCCUUUCUCACGAAAAAUAUAACGAGGCAUCAUCGUCUUUUGAGCAGGAGAAACAAGCAUUGCGUCUACAGAACUCUGAAAUGGAGAUGACACUUCACAACUUGCGUAAAGAAAAGAUGAGCCUGGAUUCAGCUCUUGAGCAGCAGAAGACGGAUUUUGAGCGUUUGGAGGAGGAGAAGGGAGAGUUGGAAGGGAAGUAUACCAAGGCCUUAUCUGAGAAGGAGACUCUUUCUGUGGAGCGUGAGAAGCUCGCUGGUGACAAUCGCACAACUAGGAGCCAGUUGGAUGGUUAUGGCAGAACCAAUGCUGACCUCCUUCAACAGAAGAGUCAUCUGGAAACAAAGCUUGAAGAAACUAAGUAUCAAAAAGAUGAGCUGGAAGCCAAGAUCACCACUCUGGAACGAGAAAAGACUGACCUACAGAAUGAACUGCGGAAACAUUGCUCUGAUGUUGAAAUUCUGGAAAAGACCAAAAUUGAACUUGUCGCUGAUCAUAAUAAAGUAAAAGCGGAGUUUCAGAAGUCCAACUUGGAGCUUUCUCAACAGGUAGAUAACCUUAAAAAGGACCAUCAUCAUCUUCAGUCUCUGCAGACCGAAGCUGAGCAGAAAGUCCAUUCUUUCCAGAAGGAGAACCAAGUUCUGCUGCAGGAAGUCCAGGAGUUAAAAAAACAGAUGACAUCUCUGUCGGAGGCGAAGGACCUGCUUGAGAUGACUCUACAAGCUGAAAACUGUGAAAUCACUAAAGCAAAAGCUGACAAAGAUGGUUUGUCUAAGCAAAUUGAAGAACUUCAGAACACUUUGUCCAAAGUAAUGCAGGAAAACAAAGAUAUAUCUUUUCACCGCAAGAAUGCUGAUGAACAAAAUAAGUCUUUUAAGGCAGAAAUGGAAUCUCUAAAAGAACAAUUAAAACGGCGAGAGCAAGAAAACCAUCAGUUGGGCCAAGAUAGGGAACAGCUGGCAACUAGGCUUGAGGAAAUGGACAAACGGAUGACUCUGUUGACAUCGGUGAAGGAAGAGCUUUUAGCUAGCCAGUCUGAACUGAAGCAGGAGACGUCUUCUCUUUGCGCCAAGAAAGAAACCUUACUCGCCGAACAGUCGGAGCUUCUUAAAAAGGUGAGGUGUUUGGAAGCAAGCAACAAACGGCUGCAGACUGAACUCCAGGCCCAAAAAACUGAGACGAUAAACUUGGAAAAACGGUACAAGAAUGCUCUCGAGGAGGCGUCUGCGUCUGCUGUGGUGAAAGAAGAAAUAUCCUCCAGCGUUUUGCAGCUGUCGGCUCAGAAGAACGCCCUGCAGGCUAAGAGGGAUGAAGCCGCCCAGCAAGUCAGGGAGCUCGAGUCGCAACUAAAAAACGCUAUUUCUAAGCAGCUUGAGGCUUCUGGUAACGCCGCUGACGCUCUUGAGAAGCUCGUAAAGGAGAAAGAAGCUUUGCUGAAGGAAAAGAACGAAGCUCAGUCAUUGGUGGAGGCACUGCAGCGCUCCAAGGACGAAAUCCAGACUCAGCUGGAAACAUUGAGAAAAGGGAAUUUAAAGUAUCAAGAAGACCUGAACACAUCCAAAGAGCAGCUUUCCACAGAAACACAGAGGCUGAAGAGUCUUUGCCAGGAAGUUGAGGAGCUUAAAGAAGCGGCAUCUGUGACGUCGCAGACUCUGCAGAGUCUUCAAGAGGAAAACAAAAGGCUGUCUCAGGAGCUGGCGAACAAUCACAAAGACCAGGGAGAUCUGGGGACGCUAACUGAUGAGCACUCAAAACUCAAGAAAGAGUUGGAAGAGUUGAAACGAAGCCUGCCAAAUAAUGUCUUCAGUGAAAACGCUCUGAGGGAGCAGCUGAGUGGAGAGAAGGCUGCCCUCCAGCAGUCCAUUCAUAAAAACGGUGCCUUAGUUGCAGAAAAGGACCAGCAGGUGGAGAAACUGAAGCGUGAGUUGGUUGCAGUGCGGGAAGAAAGUGCCUCUAUUAAGACGCUCCAGAAUACAAUUGAGACUUUGGAGCAGGAUAAAGCUAAUCUACAGGAUCGCGUAAAGAGACUGGAGAAGGACCUCGCUGCCAGGCCUGAUCUCAACCUGACCUCGGGAGAUGCGGUUUUGGACCAACUGAGAGAAGAUAAGGAGACUGCAGAGAGUCAGGAAGCGGUUGAGUUCUUGAAUUCAGUUAUUGUCGACCUCCAGAGGAAGAAUGAAGAGCUCAAAGACAAACUGGAGAAAAUGGCAGCCGCUGCCCUCAAUGGGAAUAGUCCAAGCGAAUUGGAUAAUGAUUACGAUAAGCAGCCAGAAAAGAAGAAACCUCCUCCGAGGAAGUUCUGCGACAUUUGCGACUGCUUUGAUCUCCACGAGACGGAAGACUGCCCCCUACAGGAGCAGAUGCCCGACUCCCCUCCUCACACCACCUACCACGGCAGUAAGGGUGAAGAGCGGCCAUACUGCGAGACCUGCGAGGUCUUCGGCCACUGGACCGCGUCCUGCACCGACGACCAGACCUUCUAAAGCCUUCCUAAAACCGCCGUUCGCACAAUCAAUACAUUUGCACAUCUUUGGUCGCGCCGUUCUUUUCCGGGUCUCAGCUUGUGUGUAUCUCUCAUGCUUGUUUUUGCCAAGCAUAUUUGCUGUCCACACUUGCCUUGUAGAAGAACGGUUCCCGGCAUGUUUCCCAAAAGUUAAGGCAAUCCAGAAGUUACAGAAAGUGGCAGCCGUUCGUAAGUGGGAACGACACUGGAUGUUUAGCAUCCUGGUUCUGAAAGGGUGAUGGGGAACGUGGUGAGCCUUCAGUUUAGCUAAUUUAUCAGUAUCCGACCGCUGUUUGCACAGAUUGUCAGGGGCUACAGAGAUAAUAUAGUAUAUUAAACUGUGUAUUUGAAACUGUAAAAUACUUGAUUGAAAACAGUUUUGAGCAACAAAAAAAAAAAAAAAAAAAAAACGAAAAGUUUUAGUUUUUUUUUUUUUGCCCGGGAAGGGGGUACUCUUUAAAAGGUUUAAUAAUGUAACUUUAUGACGGGGACAGUCUGGAGCGGAGCGGUGAAACCCGGAGCUCUUUGGCUCCAAUCGGUUUAACUUUCUAUGGUCCUUUUGAAAUGGAUGCUGGGAAAUUUAUUAAGAUUCUCACCUACUGUAAACCUUUGAUUCCUGUUAUUAUGGCCUUUUCAGGAAGUUUCUAAUUAAUGAAGCUGAUUUCCUUUUGCAUCAAUGAAUACUUUGACAUGUUUUGAUAAGUUUUAAAUAUCUGUAUGAAAAUAAAAUUUAUGGAUGAA